Molecule: messenger RNA, 4318 nt
Organism: Cygnus atratus (black swan)
Lineage: Eukaryota; Metazoa; Chordata; Aves; Anseriformes; Anatidae
Gene: IPO7
Product: importin 7
Exons: 25
Coding region: 174-3290 (1038 amino acids)
Biological process (GO): protein import into nucleus
Cellular component (GO): nuclear envelope; cytosol
Molecular function (GO): small GTPase binding
Source: RefSeq, a predicted model, not a curated record
CGCGGGCGGCGGAAGGGGCGCCGCUGCGGGCGGCGGCGGGGGGCAGCUCUAUCCGGGCCUUUGGCGCUCCCCUUCCUUUCGCGCCGGCGGCCGCUGCGAGGCGGCGGCUCCAUGUGCGCACGGCGCGGCGCGGCCCCGGCUCCCGCCCUCCGCCUCCCGCCGCCGCCGCCGCCAUGGACCCCAGCACCAUCAUCGAGGCCCUGCGGGGCACCAUGGACCCGGCGCUGCGGGAAGCCGCCGAGCGGCAGCUCAACGAGGCUCACAAGUCAGUGAACUUUGUUUCAACUUUGCUUCAGAUCACCAUGUCCGAACAACUGGAUUUACCAGUGAGACAGGCAGGAGUUAUCUACUUGAAAAAUAUGAUAACCCAGUAUUGGCCAGAUCGUGAAACUGCACCAGGAGAGAUUCCACCUUACUCCAUCCCAGAAGAAGAUAGACACUGUAUUCGUGAAAAUAUUGUAGAAGCCAUUAUUCACUCUCCUGAGCUGAUUAGAGUACAACUUACUACUUGCAUUCAUCAUAUUAUCAAGCAUGAUUAUCCUAGUCGUUGGACUGCAGUUGUGGAGAAAAUUGGGUUUUAUCUUCAGUCUGACAACAGUGCUUGUUGGCUUGGCAUUCUUCUAUGUCUUUAUCAACUUGUGAAAAACUACGAGUACAAGAAACCAGAGGAGCGUAGUCCUUUGAUAGCUGCAAUGCAGCAUUUUCUACCAGUUUUGAAGGAUAGUUUCAUACAGCUUCUGAGUGAUCCAUCUGAUCAGUCUGUCCUCAUCCAGAAACAAAUCUUCAAAAUAUUUUAUGCCCUUGUCCAGUACACGUUACCCUUGGAGUUGAUAAAUCAGCAAAACCUGACUGAAUGGAUAGAAAUCCUGAAGACUGUUGUGGAUAGGGAUGUACCAGCUGAAACGCUUCAAGUUGAUGAAGAUGAUAGACCUGAGUUGCCUUGGUGGAAGUGCAAGAAGUGGGCUUUGCAUAUCUUAGCUAGACUUUUUGAGAGGUAUGGAAGCCCUGGUAAUGUUUCCAAGGAGUACAACGAGUUUGCUGAAGUGUUUCUGAAGGCAUUUGCUGUUGGUGUUCAACAAGUGUUGCUGAAGGUGUUGUAUCAAUACAAGGAAAAGCAGUACAUGGCUCCUAGAGUUCUGCAGCAAACACUGAAUUACAUCAAUCAAGGAGUGUCACACGCUGUCACCUGGAAGAAUUUGAAACCUCAUAUUCAAGGGAUUAUCCAAGAUGUUAUUUUUCCAUUGAUGUGCUAUACAGAUGCUGACGAAGAGCUUUGGCAAGAAGAUCCAUACGAAUAUAUUCGCAUGAAAUUUGAUGUAUUUGAAGACUUCAUUUCUCCUACAACUGCUGCUCAGACAUUAUUGUUUACAUCAUGUAGUAAAAGGAAAGAGGUUUUGCAGAAGACAAUGGGCUUUUGUUAUCAGAUCCUUACAGAGCCAAAUGCUGACCCUCGUAAGAAAGAUGGUGCUUUACAUAUGAUCGGUUCUUUGGCUGAAAUUCUCCUAAAAAAGAAGAUAUAUAAAGAUCAGAUGGAAUAUAUGUUGCAGAAUCACGUGUUCCCUCUCUUCAGCAGUGAGCUGGGUUACAUGAGAGCACGGGCUUGUUGGGUUCUUCAUUAUUUUUGCGAAGUCAAAUUUAAGAGUGACCAGAAUCUUCAGACAGCCUUAGAACUCACAAGACGGUGUCUGAUAGACGAUAGGGAAAUGCCUGUGAAAGUAGAAGCUGCAAUAGCACUUCAAGUUCUGAUCAGUAAUCAAGAGAAAGCUAAAGAAUAUAUUACUCCAUUCAUUAGACCUGUAAUGCAAGCUUUACUUCAUAUUAUAAGAGAGACUGAAAAUGAUGAUCUUACCAAUGUGAUUCAGAAGAUGAUAUGUGAAUAUAGUGAAGAAGUUACUCCAAUUGCAGUAGAAAUGACACAGCAUUUGGCAAUGACGUUUAACCAGGUGAUCCAGACUGGACCAGAUGAAGAGGGCAGUGAUGACAAAGCAGUGACAGCAAUGGGAAUCUUGAAUACUAUUGAUACACUUCUUAGUGUAGUUGAAGAUCACAAGGAAAUUACCCAGCAGCUGGAAGGGAUCUGUUUGCAAGUGAUUGGAACAGUUUUGCAGCAGCAUGUAUUAGAGUUCUAUGAAGAGAUUUUUUCCUUGGCUCAUAGUCUGACAUGUCAACAAGUUUCUGCACAAAUGUGGCAGCUUCUUCCUCUUGUUUUUGAAGUCUUUCAGCAGGAUGGCUUUGAUUAUUUUACUGACAUGAUGCCUCUCUUACAUAAUUAUGUUACUGUUGAUACGGAUACACUUUUGUCAGACACAAAAUAUCUUGAAAUGAUCUACAGUAUGUGCAAGAAGGUCCUUACAGGAGUUGCUGGGGAAGAUGCAGAAUGUCAUGCAGCAAAACUGUUAGAAGUGAUUAUUCUUCAGUGUAAAGGGCGUGGCAUUGAUCAGUGCAUACCCUUAUUUGUGGAAGCUGCUUUAGAGAGAUUGACCAGAGAAGUGAAAACAAGUGAACUGCGAACAAUGUGCCUCCAGGUUGCCAUAGCUGCUUUGUAUUACAAUCCUCAUCUAUUAUUAAAUACAUUGGAAAAUCUUCGUUUUCCCAAUAAUGUGGAGCCUGUCACUAAUCACUUCAUAACACAGUGGCUUAAUGAUGUAGACUGUUUCUUGGGACUUCACGAUAGAAAGAUGUGUGUGCUUGGCUUGUGUGCUCUUAUUGAUCUGGAGCAAAUACCACAGGUUUUAAAUCAAGUCGCUGGCCAGAUCCUGCCAGCUUUUAUCCUUUUAUUUAAUGGAUUGAAAAGAGCAUAUGCUUGUCAUGCAGAGCAUGAAAAUGACAGUGAUGAUGAUGACGAAGCUGAAGAAGAUGAGGAAACGGAGGAACUGGGGAGUGAUGAAGAUGACAUCGAUGAAGAUGGUCAAGAAUAUCUAGAAAUUCUAGCAAAACAGGCAGGUGAAGAUGGAGAUGAUGAAGACUGGGAAGAAGAUGAUGCUGAAGAGACUGCUUUGGAAGGCUAUUCCACAAUUAUUGAUGAUGAAGACAACCCUGUUGAUGAAUAUCAGAUAUUUAAAACAAUUUUUCAGACAAUUCAGAAUCGUAACCCUGUGUGGUAUCAAGCUUUGACACAGGGUCUUAAUGAAGAACAAAGAAAACAAUUGCAGGAUAUAGCAACUCUGGCAGAUCAGAGGCGGGCAGCACAUGAAUCCAAAAUGAUUGAAAAGCAUGGAGGAUACAAAUUCAAUGCUCCAGUUGUGCCAACUUCAUUUAAUUUUGGAGGCCCUGCCCCAGGAAUGAAUUGAAUUAUCACUUUUCCUGCUACUGUGUGAUUGUAGUGAAGAGCUUGUGUUCCUCCCAAUAGUGGUUCCAGAAUUGGUUCAUGUUAUCUACAGCUCACUCUAAACUAAUUGAUAAAUAGAUUGGACAAGAGCCCCAGAAGUGGGACCUGAUCAUGCAACCUAAUACUGGAAAGAAAGCAAACCAGAGGUUUCUUUGAAGAUAGGAAGAAUCUGAAUUUAAAGCUUCAAAUGACACUUUGGAAAUCGGAAAUCAAGAGGGGAUGUCAUUAAGGCAGCUUUUCUUUUUCUGAGGAAAAAAAAUAAGCAUGGGCUGCAGGACUACUUAAAAUAUCUCAUUUACAGUACAAGCUAGAAGGCAGAGUUAAUUUUUACAACUGUGGCAGUAUGAGUAUUUGCCCAAUUUCCCUUUUCUCCCUUCCCAUUGGGUGUCUAUUCUUUUAAUGUAAAUAAUAAGGUAAUCGGAUAGCCUUACUUAAUCUUCAUCAUUUCCAUUUAUCAAGAUUGUUCAUAUGUAGAAUAUUGGACACUUAAUGUAGCACUACAUAACUGAUAAAUCUGUAAAUGAAUUAGCACUUUCAUAUUGAAACAAGCCUGCUAGCCUAUGUACAAAAAUAGCAAAAUGUUUGCUGUUUAUAAAAAAAAAAUAAAAAAUAAAAAAUAAGGGAUGUAUUGAGGGAAAUAAUUUCAAGUUAUUAAUUUAAAAUGAACUAGCAGUUUUGUACCUGGUGACUUUGUGGUGCAGUCACCUCUGGUUGUGACUUGAAUUCGGUUAUGUAAAAAGGGGUUAGUGAUAUUUCAUUGCUGCUAAAAAAAAAAAAAUAGCAACACCCUCUGUGUCCUUUGUUUUUCUUAAAGAUCUCACUGUUGAAGUUGAAAUUUGGAUACAAAUGUUUAAUGUAAGCACUGAGAAAAAGUUAUCUUCUCUGAAGCAUGUAAAUUAGAUGUGAAGUUCUGCUCUUAAAUGAGUUGGUUGAAGUGUGUGGAUGAAACAUCUAUAUAUGCAAUCUAUUAAAAAAUAGUAAUUUGGCUAA